CUUUCUCGGGGGCGUGGCCUCCUAGCCAGCGGCCGGGCUCAGAUCCAGCGGCCAAUGCCUCCGGUCCCACAGAGGCACCUACAGAAAACUGAAGGCUUGACAGAUCCCGAGGAGCAGGGCCCAUGGACACCUUCAGCACAAAGAGCCUGGCCCUGCAGGCCCAGAAGAAAGUUCUCAGCAAGAUGGCUUCCAAGGCUAUGGUGGCUGUGUUUGUGGACAACACCAGCAGUGAGGUCUUGGAUGAACUGUACCAGGCCACUAAGGAGUUCACCCGCAGCCGGAAGGAGGCACAGAGGGUGAUGAAGAACCUGGUGAAGGUGGCCGUGAAACUGGCCGUGCUGCUGCGGGCGGACCAGCUGGACAGCAGUGAGCUGGCCCAGCUGCAGCGGUUCCGGGGCCGCGUCCGCAGCCUGGCCAUGACAGCCCUCAGCUUCCACCAGGUAGACUUCACCUUUGACCGGCGUGUGCUGGCCACUGGGCUGCUGGAGUGCAGGGACCUGUUGCACCAGGCUGUUGGCCCGCACCUCACUGCCAAGUCCCACGGCCGCAUCAAUCACAUCUUCAGUCACUUUGCCAAUGGUGACUUCCUGGCUGCGCUGUACAGCCCAGCAGAGCCCUACCGGAGCCAUCUGUGCCGCAUCUGCGAUGGCCUUGGGAGAAUGUUGGACGAGGGUGGCAUCUGACCUGGAGUCUGCCACCUGGAGACUAUCCUCCACUGGUGACGGUCCCCAAGAACACAGAAUUGCCUGUGCCUGAGGUAGUCCCUCCUCUGUCUCUCCUGCUGUAACUUACCUGCUUUUGUCUAGCUUCUGCUUCCUCUCCCCACCUCCUCUUCUUACUUCUGAGACAGGUCUCAUGUAGCCCAGGCUGACCCCAAACACCCUAUGUAGCCAAGGCUGACCUUGACCUCCUGAGCCUCCUGCCCCCACCUCCGAGAGUGCUGGAUGAUUGGUGUGUGCCAACGCCCCACUGUCUGGGCAUUCUCAGGCUUUCAGAUAAGGUUGUGGAGAAUUGGGAGGCCAAGACUUGUCCUCCCCUGACCCUUACCCCUGCCAAAUGACUAUGUUUGUUUCCUAAGCCUCAGGUCCUCCCAAGGUGACUUGCUUUAGAAAAUGGAGUUCAAACUCUUGUUGUACCAGACUAGAGUUGAAUAAGUACUGGACAGCUACAACAGGUCCUUAUAUGUAGGUUGACCCAGGAAGGCUCACUCUGCCAAUGCUGCAGGACACUGAGCACUGAGGAGUGAUGCUACUACAAACCAAGAACACCAGCAGACAGAUGCUGGGCAGCGGACCAUGGCUUCUCUCAACCGUUUGGAAAGGAGAGACUCCAGGCACACUUCGGUGUUGGGAUAUGAGGUCCUGUUAGGGGACUGGACCCUGGCAUUGAAGAGAAGAAAUAAAUAGAGCCGGUGAGAUGGCUCAGCAUGUAGGAAUGCUUGCCAACAAGCCUGAUGUCUGGAGUUUCCCAAAAUCUGUGUGGUGGAUGGAGACAACCAGUCUUAGAAAGCAGGCCUCUGACUGCCACAUGGACACACCCACACAGAACCACACCACGGCUUCCGGUGCUUGGAAACAUGGCAGGGUACUGACCAUUUCCGCUAAUUGGGCGGAAAUGUGGGGUCUUCACUGAGCGAUAGUACAGGACUUUCUGUGAAACAUGGGGACCCCAGAGGCUGUCCCCAGCUUCAGGCCAGGGUAAAGCCACUGGAGACACGAGUAUGUGUUACAUUAUAAUCCCAUAUUUGGGAAACAAAUCCAUCUUUUCUCUUUGAAUGGUAGCCUGAGUUUGUAACUGAUACUGACUGCGCAUGUGAAAGCCUGCAGCCUCUACUGAGUGUGCCUGUGGUCGUGUGAGACACCAUAACUGGCUUAACCCAGUUGGUACUUUCCUUGGAAAGCAGGCUUCAGCUACACAGGUGCCUAGCUGAGGUGUGGCUUAGUUCUCUAGAAUCCUCCCCCCCACCCCCCCACCCCACCCCCCGCGAGGGCUUGUGGGCGUGGUCGGGGGUGGAGCCCAGCCUAGAGUCCUCCAGUGAGGGUUGGGUGCGUGGCCAUUGGUAGAUCUACCUAGAAUCCCCCAGUGAGGGGUCAGGAGCUUGGCUCAGGGGUAGCAUGCAUGUCGUGGGGACGACCCCUGAGCCCUGUGAAGAUCGUGUCUGUGGAGGCGCUGGCACAACGGUUACGCAGUGCUGCUGUUGGGAAGGCUAUCUGAGGCAUUGGGAGAGGACACAGACCGUGCAGAGCUGAGUGAAUUUAGGGCAGUGUGUACAACCUGGAGCCUGUGGGGCCGGGCGGGAGUCACCGCCCCAGUGUUUCAGUGUAUGCAGACAGAUGCAAGUACAAAGA
This is a messenger RNA of Mus pahari (shrew mouse), 2348 nucleotides long. RefSeq names its product TNF alpha induced protein 8 like 1 (gene Tnfaip8l1). The coding region runs from base 123 to 683 and encodes 186 amino acids. NCBI's taxonomy places the organism in Eukaryota, Metazoa, Chordata, Mammalia, Rodentia, Muridae. Gene Ontology annotation, biological process: regulation of apoptotic process; negative regulation of TOR signaling. The transcript has 2 exons. Gene Ontology annotation, cellular component: cytoplasm. The record is from RefSeq and is a predicted model, not a curated record.